Messenger RNA from Ylistrum balloti, 1009 nucleotides. RefSeq lists its product as uncharacterized. The coding region runs from base 97 to 729 and encodes 210 amino acids. Gene Ontology annotation, molecular function: protein binding. Lineage: Eukaryota; Metazoa; Mollusca; Bivalvia; Pectinida; Pectinidae. The record is from RefSeq and is a predicted model, not a curated record. The transcript has 4 exons.
AAGUUAUGUUCCCGCCAUGUAUGUGUGGAAGUCGACAAUCCUUGUCCAUGUCUUGCAGACGAGUACCAGUGCACGGACGGUAGCUGUAUCCCCCAUAUGUCCAUGUGUGACGGACACAAGGACUGUCUGGACGGACGAGACGAAGCCCGCUGUGUCGUCGAGAGUAUAGACACGAACGCCUUACCCAUGUCACUCAUUCUCGGAAUCAUCGCUGGCUUCAUCUUCCUUCUUAGUAUCAUCGGCCUUAUCAUCUUGUUUUUAAUCUGGCAACGAAAUCGGCGACGAAAUCAUUCUAGAUCUGGUAACGAACCAUUAAAACUUGAAUCCAAUGACUCGGAGAUGACGCCCCAAAAACUGUGUUUACAUCACGACAAUCACCCUUUAAUGCCAAAUAAGGACAUCAUUCAUCCUCUGAUUGACCAAGAGUGUCGGAUUGUGAAAGAAGACAUAGGCAAAAAAAUUUCCAAAACCGUAAACGAAAAUCCACCGCCAAUCACGCGUAGAAGCAUGCUUCUGUAUCAGCCUUUCGAGCAGAAGUGUAGCUACAACAUGUUUUCGUCACUAGACAUAGACUUUGGGGAGGAACUUUUGUGUACAUCGACCCCUAAACAGGGCAAAAGAGGACAGCUCCGACCAAUCAUAAAGCUCGACACAUCUCCAAUAAAGGAUACGUCAAAAGGAGACUUAUCAAAGGCAUUAAACCUGUCUAUGUUCGCCUCCAUCACGUGACUCUGACGUAUUCAUUAGAUGUGUUGUUUCAAUACGAUACAAUGAAUGGCACAGAUGGUGACGUCACUGAUCUUCUGGUGUUGAUAGAUUGCCUGUGAUCAGAGGAUUAUGUCUGGUGCAAAUGCUGUUUCUAAAUUCUUAUUGCCAACUUUACCACUUGAUUGUCACCAUCGGUAGACAAUAAAGACCUCAUGGACCAGGCAAUAUGCCGUGCAGUCUGGGUGCAAAAUAAGAAGGAUUUCGUUGGACACGAGGUGAAAUAUCCUACGAUAGAUACAUA